UCUCCGCGCCUUGCGGGUCACGACUGCGCGCGCAGGAUUUGCGCGGGCGCUGGUGGGAAGGGGAAGCGGCGGUAAGAACGGCUUGCGUCCCAGGGUAGGAGCAGAUUAUGGGCAAUAGUCCUUUUAAUUAAUCUGUGAUCAUCAUGGCUAAUGAAGGCUGUUCCAAGGCUGUUGAUAGUCCAUUUUCAUCAGAUAAACAUGCCCAACUCAUCCUGGCCCAGAUAAAUAAAAUGAGAAAUGGGCAGCAUUUCUGUGAUGUGCAGCUGCAAGUUGGGAAGGAAACUUUUAAUGUUCAUCGGCUGGUCUUGGCUGCCAGUAGUCCAUACUUUGCAGCUUUGUUUACUGGAGGAAUGAAAGAAUCCUCAAAAGAUGUUGUACAAAUUCUAGGAAUUGAAGCUGGAAUCUUUCAGUUACUUCUAGAUUUCAUUUACACAGGUAUAGUGAAUAUAGCUGUGAAUAAUGUUCAGGAGUUGAUUGUUGCAGCGGACAUGCUACAGUUGACUGAAGUUGUUAAUCUUUGUUGUGAUUUUCUAAAAAGACAAAUUGAUCCAGUGAACUGCAUUGGGAUCUUUCAGUUUUCUGAACAGAUUGCCUGCCAUGAUCUUUUAGAAUUCACAGAAAACUACAUUCAUGUUCAUUUCUUGGAAGUUCAUACUGGGGAAGAGUUCCUGGCACUUACAAAAGAUCAGCUGAUCAGAAUUUUACGAAGUGAAGAGCUUAGCAUUGAGGAUGAAUACCAGGUGUUUUUAGCUGCAAUGCAGUGGAUUCUGAAAGAUCUGGGAAAGAGAAGAAAACAUGUGGUGGAAGUGCUUGACCCAAUUCGAUUCCCUUUAUUACCUCCUCAGAGGCUUUUAAAAUAUAUAGAAGGAAUACCUGAUUUUAAUCUUCAUAUUGCAUUGCAAACACUUUUGAAAGAGUACUGUGAAGUGUCCAAAUCUCCAAAAGAGAACAAAUUUUGUAGUUUUCUGCAGACAUCUAAAGUUCGACCUCGGAAGAAAGCAAGAAAGUAUCUCUAUGCAGUAGGUGGAUAUACUCGGUUGCAGGGGGCUCGUUGGAGUGAUAGCAGAGCCCUCAGCUGUGUAGAACGUUUUGAUACCUUUAGCCAGUACUGGACCACUGUGUCUUCACUUCAUCAGGCUCGGUGUGGCUUGGGAGUAGCAGUGUUGGGAGGGAUGGUCUAUGCUAUUGGAGGUGAAAAGGAUUCAAUGAUUUUUGAUUGUACUGAAUGCUAUGAUCCAGUUACUAAACAGUGGACAACUGUAGCUUCAAUGAAUCAUCCCCGCUGUGGCUUCGGAGUGUGCGUGUGUUAUGGGGCUAUCUAUGCUUUGGGUGGAUGGGUUGGAGCUGAGAUAGGAAACACAAUUGAACGAUUUGAUCCUGAUGAAAAUAAAUGGGAAGUAAUUGGCAACAUGGCUGUGUCACGUUACUAUUUUGGGUGCUGUGAAAUGCAAGGUUUAAUUUAUGUAAUGGGGGGAAUCAGCAAUGAAGGAAUAGAGCUUCAUUCUUUCGAAGUUUAUGAUCCAUUUGCUAAGCGAUGGUCUCCACUUCCUCCAAUGGGAACCAGGAGAGCAUAUCUUGGGGUGGUUGCACUCAAUGACUCCAUCUAUGCUGUUGGAGGCUGGAAUGAGACUCAGGAUGCUCUUCAUACUGUGGAAAAAUAUUCCUUUGAAGAGGAAAAGUGGGUUGAAGUCGCUUCAAUGAAAGUGCCUCGAGCAGGCAUGUGUGUUGUGGCAGUCAAUGGUCUUCUGUAUGUUGCUGGAGGCCGAUCUUCCAUCCACGAUUUCUCGGCCCCAGGGACCUUGGACUCAGUUGAAGUGUAUAACCCUCAUUCAGAUACAUGGACUGAAAUUGGUAAAAUGAUCACUAGUCGUUGUGAAGCGGGUGUUGCUGUACUAUGAAAUACAAAGCAUGAGAGCACAAGGAACAUUUUGUAAAUGUAGAAUCUGACCUUUUGGAAAUCAAACAUAUAGGUAUUUGGUGAUAGGUCCCUCUGAUUCUAUUGCGCUUUCCAUUUAUUAGAUAAGUGAAUAAAGAGUAAUUUUUUUUUAAAAAAAGUGAGAAAUAGAAUAUAUCCUCAAUUAAGAAAGAACUCACAUAAAUUUGCCAAACUUCCCACAGAAAUGCUAUUUAAACUAGAAAAUUUUCCAGUUAAACUUAAGAGUCCUAGAGUCCUAAUUGUAAAAAUUGUUUACUAGAAGCUUUUGGGAGAAUAGUCCCUUUGGGUGUUUCCUCAGUGUACUUCAAAUCGUAACGUGCCCUAUAUAUGAUAUAGAAAUAACAGUUUAAAGACUCUUGUACAUUCAUGAGUCAAUA
This is a messenger RNA of Fukomys damarensis (Damara mole-rat), 2313 nucleotides long. RefSeq names its product intracisternal A particle-promoted polypeptide (gene Ipp). The record is from RefSeq and is a predicted model, not a curated record. Gene Ontology annotation, molecular function: actin binding. The transcript has 9 exons. The coding region runs from base 144 to 1898 and encodes 584 amino acids. NCBI's taxonomy places the organism in Eukaryota, Metazoa, Chordata, Mammalia, Rodentia, Bathyergidae.